GUGAGGAUAUCAGUCAUACAUGGAGGAUGACAGAAAAAUCCAAUGGUGUGAAGAGUUCCCCAGCCAAUAACCACAACUUCCAUGCACCUCCUGCCAUCAAGGCCAAUGGCAAAGAUGACAACAGGACAAACAGCAGGCCACAAUCUACAGCCGAUGAUGACACCUCCUCAGAACUGCAGAGGCUGGCGGAGAUGGAUGCCCCCCAGCGGGGGAGGGGUGGCUUCCGCAGGAUUGUCCGCUUGGUGGGGAUCAUCAGAGAGUGGGCCAACAAGAAUUUCCGUGAGGAGGAACCUCGACCUGACUCAUUCCUGGAACGUUUCCGUGGGCCUGAGCUCCAGACCGUGACAACACAGCAAGACGAUGGCAAAGGCAACAAGGACGGCGAGGGCGAGGGCACCAAGAAGAAAUUUGAACUAUUUGUCUUGGACCCAGCUGGGGACUGGUACUACCGCUGGCUAUUUGUCAUUGCUAUGCUUGUCCUCUACAAUUGGUGCCUGCUGGUGGCCAGAGCCUGCUUCAGUGACCUACAGAAAACCUAUUACCUAGUGUGGCUAGUGCUGGACUACUUCUCAGAUGUGGUGUACAUUGCGGACCUCUUCAUCCGACUGCGCACUGGCUUUCUGGAGCAGGGGCUGCUGGUCAAAGAUCCAAAGAAGUUGCGGGACAACUAUAUCCACACCCUACAGUUCAAGCUGGAUGUAGCUUCUAUCAUUCCCACGGAUCUGAUCUAUUUUGCUGUGGGCAUCCACAGCCCUGAGCUGCGUUUUAACCGCCUGCUACACUUCGCCCGCAUGUUUGAAUUCUUUGACCGCACUGAGACACGCACCAGCUACCCCAACAUCUUCCGAAUCAGCAACUUGGUCCUUUACAUCUUGGUCAUCAUCCACUGGAACGCCUGCAUCUACUAUGCCAUCUCCAAGUCCAUUGGCUUUGGAGUUGACACUUGGGUUUAUCCCAAUAUCACUGACCCUGAGUAUGGUUACCUGGCUAGGGAAUACAUCUACUGCCUUUACUGGUCUACACUGACACUCACCACCAUUGGGGAGACACCACCUCCUGUAAAGGAUGAGGAGUACUUAUUUGUCAUUUUUGACUUCCUGAUUGGUGUCCUCAUCUUUGCCACCAUUGUGGGGAAUGUGGGCUCUAUGAUCUCCAACAUGAAUGCCACUAGGGCUGAAUUCCAGGCCAAGAUUGAUGCUGUCAAACAUUACAUGCAGUUCCGAAAGGUCAGUAAGGAGAUGGAAGCCAAGGUCAUUAAGUGGUUUGACUACCUGUGGACCAAUAAGAAGAGUGUGGAUGAGCGGGAAGUUCUCAAGAACUUGCCAGCAAAGCUGAGGGCUGAGAUAGCCAUUAAUGUCCAUCUAUCCACCCUCAAAAAAGUGCGCAUCUUCCAGGAUUGUGAGGCUGGCCUGCUGGUGGAGCUGGUAUUGAAGCUUCGUCCUCAGGUCUUCAGCCCUGGGGAUUAUAUUUGCCGCAAGGGUGAUAUUGGCAAGGAGAUGUACAUAAUCAAGGAGGGCAAGUUGGCAGUAGUGGCUGAUGAUGGUGUUACUCAAUAUGCCCUGCUCUCAGCCGGGAGUUGCUUUGGAGAGAUCAGUAUCCUUAACAUUAAGGGCAGCAAAAUGGGCAAUCGACGCACAGCCAAUAUCCGCAGCCUUGGUUACUCAGAUCUCUUUUGUUUAUCCAAGGAUGAUCUUAUGGAAGCUGUGACUGAGUACCCUGAUGCCAAGAAGGUCUUGGAGGAGAGGGGCCGGGAGAUCUUGAUAAAGGAGGGACUGCUAGAUGAGAAUGAGGUGGCAGCCAGCAUGGAGGUAGACGUGCAGGAGAAACUAGAGCAGCUGGAGACAAACAUGGAGACCUUGCACACUCGCUUUGGCCGCCUGCUGGCUGAGUACACGGGAGCCCAGCAGAAACUUAAGCAGCGCAUCACCAUUCUGGAAACCAAGAUGAAGCAGAACAAUGAAGAUGAUUACCAUGAUUACCUGUCAGAUGGGAUGAAUAGCCCUGAGCCAGCUGCUGUUGAUAAGCCAUAAGGUCUUGGGCCCAACUGCCUUAGCAGCCUUGUCCUUGACCCCAGGAACUAGAAGAGCUGUGUAGGUGUCCAUAUUUGUAUGCAUUACCCUCUUGAAUUCUCCCCAAAGCCUCUCUGUCCUAGGUUUUUGCCUCAAUCAUCUAGGAGCCCUCCUCCAGGUCCAGCUAAUAGCCAAGCUUAUGCACAAAGUAGACCAUGUUGGCUCAGUUUCCAGGAGCUUUAGCCUGUCCAAGUCUGAGGAAGAAAGAGAGGAGCAUCUGAACUGUCUUCAAGGGGUCUGUCCUAGGGCUGGAAGCCUGGGCAAUGAUCUGUUCUGAAGAAGCAAAUCUGCAGGACAGUGUGUACCCUAAUGUGAAACUGCCCUCUCUCCCAGGUCCUUUGCACAUAGCCACUUCCCAUUUGGUUCUGGCCCUUGCUUUUCUAAUAUGUGUUGUGAAUAUCCCCAUUUUCCUGCACAUGUAUGUAGUUCAAGAAAUGACUACAGACAGCACAGGUACCCAGUGUCUGUAUCCCAAGGCAAGGAAAGGAGGGGGGCAGGUAGAAGAGUGUUCUCUUAGGGGUGCCACUCCAUCAGGCACUCCAAGCCCUAGUCUGUCCAUCCAUUUUAAUGUUGCCAUCCAGGAGUAAGGUCUCUGCAGGCUUCUCUGGACCAGGGAGAUGAUUAUUCUCCUUGUUUCUGGUCCAUUCCAAGGCAGGGAGUGAGGAGCAAGGAAAUGCCACCUGGAGAAGGAGGUGGGUGGGAGCUCUAGCCAUCACCCCUCUAUACAGAACAUUACUGAAGAGGCCCUGAGGCUGGCAGUGUGUGGGAGGCUCUUCAAGUUCAUAUCUGCAGUAGAGGCGCUUAUAAGUUAAUAAAUUAAUUUAAACUAGUGGUUAUUGCUCAACUCUGCUAUUCACAUUUUUUCCUUUUCUCCCCUCUUUUUUCCUCUUAUCCAGGACUCACCCUGCCUGGAACACUCUCUCUGCUGUCUUCUGCUGUCUAUCUAAGCCCGACUUGUCCUUCAGGACUCAGCUCAGGCACCACCUUCUCAGAGAAAGCUCCCACAUAUGCAGUCAAUCAUCCCCUCUCUAGGCUCCCACAGCACUUGCUAGUCUGUGUCCUGGCUAUUUGCUGUAUGGUUGGUUUUCUGGUUUCCCUUCCAGACUGUGGGCUCUUUGAGGGCAGGGCCAAGACACUGUCCUUCACUGCUCUGUCUUCAGCCUUGGGGACAUGCCUCGCCCAGGUCAGGCUUUCAGAAAAUGUUUAAUUACUGGGGCAGUAAGUGAACACACUGAAACUCUUAAGUUUCCAUUUGCCAGUAUCCAGGUCUUGACAGAAACACUACAUCUGGUGAUUCGUGGACAAUCUUCUGGAGAAGCAGAUAUUUGAGUGGGUACCACUUGACCAGGAAUCCAAAGGACAAGUGCUAAUUAGUGAGCAAGAAGCUCUAGAUGCAGAUUUAGAUGCCUUUGUGCACACCACUUAUCUCUAUCAUCUACCUACCUAUCUUUCUGCCUAUUUGUCAUCUAUCUCUCUAUGUCUCUAUUUCUCCAUCUACUAAUCACAGAACAAUACAUAUCAAAUUUACCAUCUUAACUAUUUUUAAGUGUACAAUUUUAUAGUGUUAAGUACAUUCACAUUGUUGUGAAACAAAUUUCCAGAAUGUUUCAGCUUCCCAAACUGAAACUUUCUCCUCAUUAAACAAAACUUCCCAUAGUCUCUCCCUGCUAGCCCUUGGCAACCAUCAUUUUAAUUUCUGUUUCUAUUACUUGAUUACUUUAGAUACCUCAUACAAGCAGAACUAUACAGUAUCUAUCCUUUAGUGACAGGCUUAUUUCAUUUAGCAUAAUGUCCUUAAAGUUCAUCUAUGUUGUAGCAUGUGUCAGAAUUUCCUUCCUUUUUUAGGCUGAAUAAUACUCCAUUGUAUAGAUAGAGCAAAUUUUGUUUUUCCAUUCAUCUAUCAAUGGACACUUGGGUUGUUUCCAUCUUUUGGCUACUGUGAAUAAUGCUGCUAUGCACAUGAGUACACAAAUGUCUGCCCAAUUUCUUUUUUUCAUUUCUUUUGACACUAUAACCAGAAGUAGAAUUGGUGCAUCAUAUAGUAAUCCUAUUUUUGUAAUUUUUUGAGGGCCCAUCAUACUGUCUCCCAUAGAAACUGCACCAUUUUACAUUCCCAGUAACAGCACACAAGGAUUUUAACUUCUUUACAUCCUCACGAAUACUUGUUUCCUGUUUUUUUUUUUUUUUAACAGUAGCCAUACUGAUGGGUGUGGGGUGGUAUCUCAUUGUAGUCGUAUAUUCAUUUCCCUUGUAAAUAGUGAUGUUGAGCAUCUCUUCAUGUGUUUGUUAGCCAUUUGUUUAUCUUUUUUGGAGAAAUGUCUAUUUAGUCUUUUGCAAAU
Felis catus (domestic cat) is the source of this 4408-nucleotide messenger RNA. It is a transcript of the gene CNGA2, whose product is annotated as cyclic nucleotide gated channel subunit alpha 2. The transcript has 6 exons. Gene Ontology annotation, biological process: monoatomic cation transmembrane transport. Gene Ontology annotation, molecular function: intracellularly cAMP-activated cation channel activity; cGMP binding; intracellularly cGMP-activated cation channel activity. The record is from RefSeq and is a predicted model, not a curated record. Lineage: Eukaryota; Metazoa; Chordata; Mammalia; Carnivora; Felidae. Bases 27 to 2030 code for a protein of 667 amino acids. Gene Ontology annotation, cellular component: plasma membrane; intracellular cyclic nucleotide activated cation channel complex.